AUGGCGCCUGCCCUGUCGGCUUCCUUAUUUUCUCUGCCACUGCCCUCCUGGCUGCAGCCGACGAGCACUCGUGUCGCGCAAUAUGAUCGCCGAAAGCGCAAGAAGAGCGACGAAUGGACCGACCAGGAGGACGAUGGCGCUUAUACAACAGACGCCACGUCAGCUGGAGAGUCUGGCCCUGCCGGACCCUCGCUGAUUUUGACGCCGAAUGAAUCUCACCAAUAUCGCAUUGCCGGUCUCACUUCCGACCAAGAACUACCCGGAGGGAACUUCCCCCACGGGCCACCCAAGAGCGACCAACCCAGGAAGGAGGCGAAGUCACUGAGUCGCCAUCUCCGCGACCUCUCCUCGUUAUCCGCUCCAGUCUACCCUCCCCAGUCUGCGGCACACCAAGGUACCAUUCGUCUUCAGCAUCUGUCGGUCUUAACCGCCAUUCUGCACAAGUGUCUCCUCCAGGGAGAUUACAUUCGGGCUGGAAGAGCAUGGGGCCUUAUCCUGCGAGAAGAGAUCCGUGGCUUCUCGGUGGACCCACGCAGUGAAGGCCGAUGGGGAAUUGGAGCUGAGAUUCUAUUACGUCGCGGUCAAGAAGAAGCGUCGCAGCAGGCUUCUGGUCCUUCGUCCGAUACAUCCACUGGCCAGGAUCGGACGGCUUUGCCAUUCACCAAGAAAGGGUUCGAAGAAGCCAAGGAAUACUACGAAAGGCUAAUUCUGAAUCAUCCCUUUUCGAAAAGUGCUCCGAAUGCGGUGUCUUCGUUGAGCUUUUACCCCGCGAUGUUCGGACUGUGGAUCUAUGUCACCCAGGAGGAGAGUCAAUACGCCAGAAACAACAUCACCCUCGAUGGCGAUGAUUCCUCUGAUGAACUUUCCGGCGACGAGUGCUCUCCAGGUGGUUUUGAUCGCCGGGGAUCAAAUAACAAACAGAGUAUCGUCGCCAGUAUACGAAAGCGAGAACUGGAGGAAGCGCAAAAAAUUGCGACCCGUAUGGAUAUGCUCCUUGCGACUCCUCCAUUUUCCGAUUCUCCGGAGUUACUGGAGUUGCGUGGCAUGCUGUCGCUUUGGAUUGGCGAUUUGCUCGUCUCUUCGCUGGCCAGUUUGCCUGACUCUGCGGAUGAUUACGAUCCGGAUGAAAUGCAUAUGGAUGAUUUACCGGUCUCCAUUGAAGCAAGACACGAGCAGAGGCUCGCUCUGGAGAGAAAAGCAGCGGAGAUUCAAAAAUCAGAGGCUUUCCUCGAGAAAGCACAGAAACGUGGACGAGGCGUCGCUUAUAACCUGGAGCAUCUCCAUCUUGACGAGGAUUCAGCUUCUGAUUGA
Messenger RNA from Penicillium subrubescens, 1311 nucleotides. RefSeq lists its product as uncharacterized. The transcript has a single exon. The record is from RefSeq and is a predicted model, not a curated record. Gene Ontology annotation, molecular function: RNA polymerase I general transcription initiation factor activity; RNA polymerase I core promoter sequence-specific DNA binding; TBP-class protein binding. The coding region runs from base 1 to 1311 and encodes 436 amino acids. Gene Ontology annotation, biological process: nucleolar large rRNA transcription by RNA polymerase I; transcription initiation at RNA polymerase I promoter. Gene Ontology annotation, cellular component: RNA polymerase I core factor complex. Lineage: Eukaryota; Fungi; Ascomycota; Eurotiomycetes; Eurotiales; Aspergillaceae.